This is a messenger RNA of Sinocyclocheilus grahami, 504 nucleotides long. RefSeq names its product secretagogin-like. Gene Ontology annotation, biological process: regulation of long-term synaptic potentiation; regulation of presynaptic cytosolic calcium ion concentration. The record is from RefSeq and is a predicted model, not a curated record. The transcript has 7 exons. Gene Ontology annotation, cellular component: nucleus; cytosol; terminal bouton. The annotation marks the transcript as partial. NCBI's taxonomy places the organism in Eukaryota, Metazoa, Chordata, Actinopteri, Cypriniformes, Cyprinidae. Gene Ontology annotation, molecular function: calcium ion binding.
AUCUGGAGGAAAUAUGAUGCUGACAGCAGUGGUUACAUAUCAGCUGUGGAACUCAAGGGCUUCUUGAAGGACUUGUUUCUGCAGCACAAAAAGAAUAUUCCCUCCAGGAAGUUGGAUGAAUACACAAAUACUAUGAUGAGCAUUUUUGACAAAAACAAAGAUGGGAGACUGGAUCUUAAUGAUCUAGCCAGAAUUCUGGCUCUGCAAGACAACUUCUUGUUGCAGUUCAAAAUGGAUGCCAGCAGUCAAGAGGAGAGAAAGAGAGACUUUGAGAAGAUCUUUGCACAUUAUGAUAUUAGUAAGACUGGAGCACUUGAAGGACCAGAGGUGGACGGUUUUGUCAAAGACAUGACGGAGCUCGUCAGGCCCAGUAUCAGAGGUGUUGAUCUGGAUAAAUUGCGUGAGGUUCUGCUGCGCCACUGUGAUGUGAAUAAAGACGGGAAGAUUCAGAAGAGUGAGCUGGCCCUGUGUUUGGGAGUAAAGCUUAAAUCACAUGCACACUGA